AUGGCACCAGCUCUCAUCGCCCAGGACCCAGAAGAUCUAAUGCGCUUACUGGGAUCUGCAACGGAUUUUGCACUGACGAAUGGGUUGAUUGUGAAAUCAGAGUCGGGAGGCGCAAAAUGUGCUCCUUUUACUCUCCAUCCUUCAUGCAUACCACGGCUGGCGUAUGAUCGGACACGUGAAUUACAGCCACUUUUGCAAAAACUCACCGAUCUUGCUUCGAGGGAUCCACACUUCUUACUUGAUGCCCUGGAAGAUGUGGCCAAAGUAGACGAUUUCACAAGUCGUCUACUCCAAAUUCAUCGGCAUGUGCUUGAGCACGGCACUACACAGCCCAAGACAUUGGCGAUUCCAAGAUCUGACUACAUGAUUCAAGACGACGCCAAACCUGUUCAACUCGAGUACAAUACGAUUGCUGCAUCUGGAAGUAGCUUAUCAGCUCUUACGACCGCUCUCCACACGUAUCUCAUCAACAUAAUGACGAAGCCAUGUAAACCAAAGCUGCCUGUUAAUGAAAGUUUGGACGUUGUCGCAGAAGGAUUGGGUCAAGCGUGGAGACUUUAUGGUGUUGCAGAUGCUGUGGUAUUAAUGGUCGUUCAGCCUGAUGAGGAAAACGUAUUCGAUCAACGCUGGAUUGAAUAUACGCUGAUGCGAAAGUUUGACAAUCUAAGACUGCUCAGACGCUCUCUAUCUGAGAUUCAUGAGCGGGCGUCAUUGUCAACUGGCUCGAGGCUCAUCAUAGACAACCAAGAAAUUGCAGUGACAUACUUCAGAGCUGGUUAUGCCCCGUCAGACUAUCCUACAGAGAGCGAAUGGAAGGCCCGACUACUGAUAGAGGAGUCUCUCUCUCUCAAAUGUCCUAAUAUUGCUCACCACUUGAUGGGAACCAAGAAGGUUCAACAAGUAUUGGCCAUGCCACAAGUGAUAGAACGGUAUUUAAACCUUGAAGAAGCCAAUCUCGUCAGAUCUUGUUUUGUGGGAUUGUAUCCUCUGGAUGAAAGUGAAGAGGGUCUCGAUGCGAUACAGAAGGCCUUGAAACAUCCGGACCGGUUUGUCAUGAAGCCGAGUCGAGAAGGGGGCGGCAACAAUCUAUUUGGACCGGCAAUCAAAGCAGCGCUUGAGACCCUGUCUUUGGAAGAACGUGGCGCCUAUAUUUUAAUGGAUCUCGUCAAACCGAUUUCUCAAAGGAACGUCAUGGUUCGUGAUGGUGUCGCCAAGCUAUCGACUGUAGUUUCUGAGUUUGGAGUAUUUGGCAUAUGGCUUUCGGAGGAGGAAACAACACACAUUAAUGUUGCGAGGGGACAUUUACUACGUACCAAAUCCAUUGAGUCCCAAGAAGGUGGUGUGUUUGCGGGGUACGCCGUCUUCGAUUCGCCUUGUAUUGGCUAG
Synchytrium microbalum is the source of this 1386-nucleotide messenger RNA. RefSeq names its product glutathione synthase (gene GSH2). The transcript is spliced from 6 exons. Gene Ontology annotation, molecular function: glutathione binding; ATP binding; glutathione synthase activity. Gene Ontology annotation, biological process: glutathione biosynthetic process. NCBI's taxonomy places the organism in Eukaryota, Fungi, Chytridiomycota, Chytridiomycetes, Synchytriales, Synchytriaceae. The record is from RefSeq and is a predicted model, not a curated record. Gene Ontology annotation, cellular component: cytosol. Bases 1 to 1386 code for a protein of 461 amino acids.